This is a messenger RNA of Bactrocera dorsalis (oriental fruit fly), 1080 nucleotides long. RefSeq lists its product as uncharacterized. The transcript has 3 exons. The record is from RefSeq and is a predicted model, not a curated record. The coding region runs from base 1 to 1080 and encodes 359 amino acids. Lineage: Eukaryota; Metazoa; Arthropoda; Insecta; Diptera; Tephritidae.
AUGGCAAUCACCAACAACGAUCUAAACCAGAUAUCAGCGUCGGACCUCCUUAAGGAAGCUGCGAAAAUCAAAGAGUUCAGAGGCGACGGGACCUACGACAUAUCUUCAUUCAUUGGAGAGGUGGAACUGAUCCUGCCCUUGUUCGACGAGAACCAAGCGGUCAAAAAUUAUGUAUGGGAGAGACACAUAAAGACCAAGAUCCAAGGAGAGGCGCUCCAGAUAAUACGGACACUAAACAGAGACUCAUCGUGGGACGAAGUGAAGACAGAACUGAUACGGAACUUCGGAAUAAGGGAAAGCUACCACCAACUCUUCCACCAGGCCAUCACAACCAGGCAGUAUAAUGGGCAAUGGAUCCUGAAACUUUUGAUCCUGACAGCAAUUUGGACCCUGGGGCUGGGACAAGUAACAAUAGAUAAAAUAGAAAGCAACAAAGGAUAUAUAGAAAUACAAACAGGCGAUGCAGAUAUAGUUAAGUCAUAUGUAACAAUAUUACACGUUAUAAAUCCACUAGAAAUAUCAAAUUUACUUAAUGAAAUAGAAUCUAAUAUAAAAUCGGCAAAUCUGCAAGUAGGACAAGCAAUACUAAACAUGCAAAUUAAAUUUAUUAGAAGCAAGAUAAAUACUAUCACACCCCACAGACAAAAAAGAGGCCUACUAAAUGCUGUAGGAACUGUACAAAAAUGGCUUUACGGUACCAUGGACGACAAUGAUAGACAAGACCUUGAACAACACCUCAACAUAAUCGACACAAACAACCACAAGGCUAUCGAAACAAUAAACAAACAAAUAGAUAUUAAUACUAAUUUCAAUAAAACGUUUCUUGAAUUAAAAAGACUUAUGCAUAACGAUAGGGAUAUGAUAUCUGCAAAACUAAACUCCAUAGGGAGCAUAAUUUCAUUGCUCGUACAUGAGCCCAUUUUCGGUUGGUACUUGCCAAACGACAUGCAGUACUCUUUUCCAAGCUUUAAUAUUGCCGUUUUAGACAACCAAAAAUAUUCCAAAAAGUCUACCACCUGUCAUUCAAUGCGUAAAUGGUUCGACCACAAUCACAUUUACCAGCUCAAUGAGGGAAACUAA